CCAGGACAGACGACUCCCAACCACCAUGACUGAGAGCGACGAGAUUGAAACGUUCAUCGCAGAGCGCCUUGCUACCAUCAGUCUGCAGGAUGAGGCCAUUACAGAGUACUUUGCAAGGAUCGUCGAAGAGGAAUCGAUGGAGGAGCCAGAGAAGCGCGAGGCGAUCUCAGAGCUGCUGGCGGAUGUGACCGAAGAACCCACGGCGACGGUGAUCGACAGCGUCUUUGAGUUCUGGAACAUUAUGAAGAAAGAGCAGGAAAAGAAAGCAGAGGAAGAGAAGCGGAAGGCAUUGGAAGUCGCCAAAGAAAAAGAACGCGCGGCGCUAAGAGCAGAAUUCGACAACCCCAAUAAUCGGGAGGGCAUCCUUUCCAUGUCCUCACGCCACGUCGUCAAGAACAUGACGAAGGAAGAGCGUAAGAAGCGUGAUGCCCUUUUGGCACAGUACGGAUACGAUCUGGAUGAAAUGGUCGAGGGCGCCGAUGGCGAGAUGGAGAUCGUUUACAAAGACCGAUCAGGUGGAUCCAAAGCCGCCGUCUCCACCUCAGACCCUUUGCUCAUGGCCAACACGAACGGAGAAGUCGUCAAGCAGAAGGACGCGCAACGGAGGGCGGAGAUGAAGAAGGCGAGCGAGAACGAAAAGGAGAGGAAUAAACUGGCCUUGGAGAAGCAGCGACUGGCGCAGGAUAAGGAAAAGCGACGGACACAGAAGAGUGAGAAGCGUAGGAUGUAAAAGAAAAAGAAAAGAAAGAAGUGUGAUGUGUGCAAAUUGGCAGGGACUGUAAUAAAACUAUCUACAAAAACUGA
Molecule: messenger RNA, 804 nt
Organism: Gamsiella multidivaricata
Lineage: Eukaryota; Fungi; Mortierellomycota; Mortierellomycetes; Mortierellales; Mortierellaceae
Exons: 3
Coding region: 26-730 (234 amino acids)
Source: RefSeq, a predicted model, not a curated record